Molecule: messenger RNA, 3863 nt
Organism: Tuber aestivum (summer truffle)
Lineage: Eukaryota; Fungi; Ascomycota; Pezizomycetes; Pezizales; Tuberaceae
Source: the annotation of a GenBank genome assembly
CCCGUACUUUUUCUUGUCUGUACGGGAAUAAGAAAGGAAUUACGGGCAUAUUAAUUUAGCUUGUGAGUAUCUUUGUUGUGGUUAGUUUCACCGCCCUUACUGGUCAUUGGACAUUCGUGGUCUUUUGACAAUCAAACCUCCGACGCUGACUUUCUUUCUCCUGAUCGCCAGCAACAGCAAGGGAAAUUAACCAUAAAACAGAAACCACAAUUACUUAGCCGAUUUUAGGUUAUUCACGCGCAGUUUUAAAAACGUUCGUUAGCCCCUCGUUGCCCCUCUCCUAGCUUUGCUCCGAUCUUCGUUUUUCGCCAUCUGUUUGGCGUUUCUCUUGCGGUUUUCGUCCCUCCUUUAAAGAAAUUUUCUCACCUCCGGUCCGAAAGAGGUAAAUCACCACUAAUCUCGUUCACUAUAGUUGUUCCCAUAACAAUGUCUGCCGAAGUCUCCUCAUCUCCAGCUCCUCAGGAGCAGAUCGAGCAGCCCAUCAACGGGUCUUCUCCCACCCAGGAUCCCACUUCCGAUAGCGAUGCCAAUAACUCAUCCGUGGCGACCCCGAGCAACACUCCUCACAACUCUCACACCUCCGCCUCCCUUUACGUUGGGGAACUUGAGCCGUCUGUGACUGAGGCAAUGCUCUUCGAGCUGUUUUCCACCAUUGGGAACGUUGCAUCGAUUCGUGUUUGCCGUGAUGCAGUUACCCGCCGUUCUCUUGGGUACUCUUAUGUUAACUAUAACAACACCACUGAUGGUGAACGUGCCCUUGAGGAGCUUAACUAUACUUUGAUCAAGGGUCGCCCUUGCCGCAUUAUGUGGUCGCAGCGUGAUCCUGCUCUUCGUAAGACCGGGCAAGGCAACGUUUUCAUCAAGAAUCUCGAUACUGCUAUUGACAAUAAGGCUCUUCACGAUACCUUUGCUGCUUUUGGUAAUAUCCUUUCCUGCAAGGUUGCCCAGGAUGAGUUUGGCAACUCCCGCGGAUACGGGUUUGUUCACUACGAGACCGCUGAGGCCGCCAAUAAUGCAAUUAAGCAUGUCAAUGGCAUGCUUUUGAACGAGAAGAAAGUAUUUGUCGGGCAUCAUAUCCCUAAGAAGGAUCGUCAGAGCAAGUUUGAUGAAAUGAAGGCCAACUUUACAAACGUUUACGUUAAGAAUAUCGAUCCGGAAGUUACAGAUGAGGAAUUUAGAACUAUGUUUGAGAACUACGGUCCUAUCACUUCUGCUAGCCUCUCUAGGGAUCAAGAUGGCGUUAGUAGAGGAUUUGGUUUUGUUAAUUUCCAAGAGCACCAGCAUGCCGCCAAGGCUGUUGAAGAUCUUCAUGAGAGUGAGCUCAAGGGUCAGACUCUUUAUGUUUCUAGGGCCCAAAAGAAGCACGAGAGAGAGGAGGAAUUGAGAAAGCAGUACGAAGCCGCUAGAGUUGAGAAAGCUAGCAAGUACCAGGGUGUCAAUUUGUAUGACUCAAUUGUGUUCUGUGAUUAAUCGGCUGAAUUUACUCUAACUCUUCUAUUAUAAUAGGUACAUCAAGAAUCUCGAUGACGAGAUUGAUGAUGAGCGCCUCCGCCAGGAGUUUGCCCCAUAUGGAACUAUCACUUCUGCCAAGGUUAUGCGUGACGAAGUCUCUAAGGAAGAUAAGGACGCUGAGGAGAAAGAAGGGGGUGGCUCUGGGAAGAGGCUUGGUAAGAGCAAGGGAUUUGGUUUUGUCUGCUUCUCUAGUCCAGAGGAGGCUAGCAAGGCCGUGACUGAGAUGAACCAGAGAAUGGUGAAUGGUAAACCUCUCUACGUUGCCCUUGCUCAAAGGAAAGAUGUUAGGAAGAGUCAAGUAAGUAAUCCUUUGUGGCUAGCCCGGAACUAUACUUGGCGGGGUGUUAAUGGAAAAAUAGCUUGAAGCAAGUAUUCAAGCUAGGAAUCAGAUUAGGAUGCAACAACAAGCUGCGGCCGCCGGUAUGCAGCCCACUGGGUUUCUUAACCCUCAGGUGUAUUAUGGACCAGGCCAGCAACCCGGGUUUAUGCCUCAAAGUGGCCGUGGCCUCUCGUUUCCUCAACCAAGUAUGAUGCCUAUCGCUGGUGGCCCCCAGGGCGGUCCCGGUGGGCCUAGUAGUCGUGGCCCACAGGCCGGAAACUUUACUCCUAAUACUAGUCGCCCUGGUCCUCAAGGCCCUAUCCCACAGGGUAUUCCGCCGCAGAUGUAUGGCCCUCAAGCAAUGGGCCCUGGUGCAGGACCUGGUGGUCCUGGGUUUGCUCCGUAUCCACCUAAUCCUCUUGCUGCUGCCCAGGCGCAGGCUGUUGCAGCUUCUCAGCAGGGUCGUGGACGUGGUGGUGUGCCUCCUGCAGGAAUGGCCGGAUUGCAACAGGGCAUGGCUAAUAUGAGCAUGGGCCCUCGCGGUCCCGUUCAACCCGGCCGCGGUGGCCCUCGUGGCAAUCUUCCUCCCCAGACACAACCCGGUCGUCCUCCCGUUCCUCCCCAGGUUCCGCACGUAUCUGCUAGCGGAAUUGAUCCCACCCUAUUUGCUGCCUCGCCUCCUCAGGCCCAGAAGCAGUUGCUUGGUGAAUCGCUCUAUCCCAAGAUCCAGCGCCAGCACCCUGAGCUUGCUGGGAAGAUCACUGGGAUGCUGUUGGAGAUGGACAAUAUGGAGCUUCUUGCGCUGUAAGCUUGAUCGAUUGAUUAUUUUAUCCAUCUUUCGCAAUAACGGCUAACAUGUACCAAACAGUCUUGAUGAUGAGCAAGCUCUAAUCGCCAAGGUCGAUGAAGCUCUCAGCGUCUACGACGAGUACGUCAAAACUCGAACCGGCGACGAUAUUGGAGGACACGAAGGUGCCACGGCUAAUGAUAACGAGAACAAGGGCGAUGAGGGGAAAAAAGAGGGUGAAAUUAAAGGUUAAGCUUAAGGCGUCUUUGGGAUAGAACUUUUUUUUCUCUUUUUCGAUUUUCUCAUGGGUGGCCAGGGGUUGUUUGGGGGUGGUGACCAAAAUAUUCUUUUUCCUUGUCUCUUUUUCAAUGGGUCAUUUCAAUUCACUGUUCUUACUCUUACGUGUGCAAAAUUUUAACCUCCUUUUUCUUUCUCUGGGGAAUGAUGUGUCCUUUGGAUUUUGUUUCAUUCCAGUUAUCGGUCUCAUCGGCAGCCCGGGUUACGAAAGGUUGAGUGCUUUUGUGGUUGACCGGAGCUACUGGGGCAUGAGUUACGAACCAGUGGAAAUUUUAGGGUGGGCGGGGUUCUGGGAUAUGGUUCGUUUUUUAUUUUUGUUCUCAGCUCUUUUUUUUCUUUUUUUCUUUCGGUUUUCUCUGGUGAUUGAAAUUCGAUUUUCUUUCCUCACUGCUCCACUCUUCCUCCACUCUUCCUCCAUUUUAUCUUCAAUUGGUGUUUCCCUAUGCCGAAGCUGAGGUGAGGUCGGGUGAGGUUUAUAUCGGUAUGAGUGGUGUGUGCGGUAGGGCGUGUCCGACAGGUGUGGAAUGGGGUGGAUCCGAAGAUGGGGAUAAAUCACAAUUGAUAUAAAAAAAGCCGGAAAAGUCGAAAUUAAUAAAAAAUAAAUAAAUAAAUCAGAGUUUGUUGAAUGCACAUUUUACCUGGGAAAGAGUGCGGGUUCAUCAAGGCACUACGGUGUAGCUCGAUUAACUUCCGUAGACUUCUGUGGACAUUAUCUCGGUAUGAUGAAUGGCCUUGCCGGCUACGCAUAAACGAUAUCUCUUUGAAUGGCGACAUAAGUUAGCUGGGUACGGGUGAGUUUUAUAGUACGGUUAAAGUACUCAGUACUUUAACCGUACUUGGGCUCUACAAUUGCUGUAAGAGUAGAAGUGUAGAGAGCUAAAGCUACGGUAAGAUGGUUUGUCACCAUUAUAGCGUCUAUGAUGGAAUUCUUGUGUUUGUCCCUGUUUU